UGUCGUUUUGAUACAUUUGUGCUUUGAAUCAGUUCGUUAGCGUUUGGUCGUAAUUUGUUUUACCCAUUCUCAUAAUUUUUUUAAACAGUAUUCUGGGGUGCAAUGGACGACAGCAACGCAGUGAAGCUCUUUGUUGGGAAUCUGGAUUUGGAAACCACACAAGAUGACCUAAUAGCACUUUUUGCCCCAUAUGGAGAAGUGGUGCACAUAACUGUACUGAGGCAGUUUGCCUUUGUCCAUCUGCAGGGAGAAGGGGCUGCUGACCGUGCUAUCCGUGAUCUGAAUGGUCGAGAGUACCGUGGCCGGAGCCUUGUAGUUGAGGAAUCCAAAGGGAGGCCUCUCAAUUCCACCAAAGUAUUUGUGGGGAACCUAUGCGCUUCCUGUACAGUUGAAGACCUGUAUGAUCUCUUCUCUGCUUACGGCAAAGUUCUCGAUUGUGAUAAAGUAAAGACAAAGCCCUCCUCAUUAAUAGGCUACGCCUUUGUGCACAUGGAGCGUAAAGAGGAUGCAGAACAAGCCAUUGAGGGUCUUCACGGGACCUCAUUUAUGGGGCGUCCACUUGCAGUGGAGCUCUCAAAGGUACAGCAGACCACAAACAAGGUCCCGUGUGCCAGUUGCGGUGCACAUGGCCACUUUGCAGGAGAAUGUCCGAUCAACAGGCCUUCAAUGGAGCACCACCAGAGUCAGGCUGCUGUCUUGGCUGCGGCUGCUGCGGCUGCUGCCGGACUUCCCCUUCAGGUGCAGCAGAGUGUCCACAACUCUUUCUACAACACUGCGAGCACUGACCCAACGUUUGCAGCUCUGAAAGACUUGACCACUUCCAGGGUUGAUGGCAAACCUGUCAGUGCUGCGUUCUAUGGUGCCCUGGCGAGUCAAGUCUACAGUGCUGUCGCAGACCAGGUGCUGAACACAUCGACAAGCCAAGCUGGGGACGGCUACCCCAACGAAAGAGAAGCACCGCCGGGCGCUGCCGCUGUUAACCCAGCCUAUGGAGCAAAUUCCUCUCUGUACAGUGCCAGUCCAGCUUAUGGGACCAUGGGAGGCACAGAGCCUGACCCCCAAGCCGUCUUUGAAGCUGCUCGGGCCCGAUUCUUUGAGCAGGGACAACAAGUGCUGGCCGAACAGCAGGCAGUGACCAAAUCUGACCGAGACCGAAGUCCGGUACGACGUUCGACCCCAUUACUGCCUGAUCCAGUUCCCCAGCCAUUCUCCCAGACACGACCCAAACGACGGGCCCUGCUCCCAACACCUCCUGGUGGUCCAGAACUACCUGCAGUUAAAAAUGGCGACCCAAUUGCAAGGUGCUAUGCAGAGUACUACCAACAGUACCAGCAGUACCAACAAUACCAACAAUACCAGCAGUAUCAGCAAUAUCAGCAGUACCAGUACAGCUAUCCGCCGCCACCACCACCCCCUGCGAUGCCCAUGAUGCCUCCAGGCCCAAUGGAUGUGCAACAGAUGGCCGCCCCAGGCACCACUGCUUCACCAAGAGUGUAUGAGCCAACUUCAACACACAAGGAGCCCCUCCUACGCCGACCUGAUUACCCUCACCAACACACAUCUGAGUCCCCAUAUCGAUAGCCCCCACCUCACAAGUGUAUGCACGCAUGUUUGGAUGUGAAAAUGUGUGUGUGUGUGUCAGUUUUGGUCCUACAUGACAAAAGUAACUGGAGGAAAGGGAUAAAUCUAAUUAUUACUGCAACAUCAAUUUGAUAUUGUAGUUGAUAUUGUAGUUUCGCAGUUAUCUUCCCCCUCAUAAUGUUAAAUAUCUCUAUGUACAGAAUGUAGACGUUUACAAGGCCAUGGAAGUUUUGAUUCUGAGCUCCUCUCGGUUUAAUUGUUUUGUUUUUUCCCCCCCGAUGUGCUCAGAAUUACAUCAGCUGUCACUUUUAUAGAUAAAAUACUGUUUGACCAUUGUGUCGGGUCAGACAUUCUCCGAAGUCAAAUGACUGUGCCUUGUGAAAAUAAACUUUUUUUUUUUUUUUUUGUGUACAGACUUUUGUAAAACCAAGUACUUCAGAUCAGGUACAGUUUUAUUAAAUUCGUGGUUCAACAAAGGAGCAAGCCUCAGUCAAAUAUCUUAAUCCAAAUUGUCAUCAUUCUAUUGUACUUAGACUGAUGUUAAAUUUCACAGCGACUAGGAAGACAGCGUAGUUUAGCUAGAAUGUACAGAGGACCUGUGUGAUGUGUGUGUGUGUGUGAGAGUGAGAACACAAUGUUAACAGUUUGGCUGAUCCCUUAGCUUUCACAUGAGCACCACGAUCACAUAUACAUUAGACCUAUUUGGUAUAUUCCUAUUUGAGUAAGGGAGGGCAUAUUAAGAUGACACAAUACCAAACAAAUUCACAAACCUCUACUUAAAUGCUCUAACCACUGCCUCACUAGUGCAGAUGGAUUCACCUGCCCAGUUUGGCAACAUUAAAACUGAUAUUAAAAUCGUCUGUUGGAAAAGAGAGGGUAUAAAUAGAUUCGUUACAAAAGGGACACGCUUGUCACUCGAGAAGCAUAUUCGUUCUAAAUGUUUUCCAUUCAGAUACCUUUAUUGACUCUGAAUGAGUUUGAGAUGUCAUUGUUGUUAAAUACCAAACAGAACUGGUUCAAUAGCCUGCCAGUAGCGAAUAUGCUUGUUUUGCAGGAUAUAAAGAGCAAACGACUGCCAUCUCUGGCUUUGCAUCCCUCUCUUACAUGGACAGAAUACUUGGGAGUAUUGACUUGCAUAAGUACGGGUGGAAACCCCUUAAAUGACCUUAAGAGUUUUUUUUUUUUUUUACAUUUUCUUCUGAAAGUAGCCCCAUGCAAUUACUAUUAUGUUUCUCUGACCUUUUAUUUUUUUCACAAUUACAUUUAUCAUAGUCUCUUUAUCCUUAGAGUCAUGUGACUUGAUUUCAGGGGCUUUGGGGUGGAAACACUUAUUAUUUAGGGAUGGGAAGUGUAAAACCUGUUCAGGCCUGACAUAUAGCUAGUUAAGGCAAUUGGUUCUAAGAGUGAAAAAAACAGUGAAGUGCUUCAUACAAUUGUAUUUUUUGUUCUUAAGGGGAAAAAAUGUGUUGUCCCAGUUCAUGAGCAUUUUAGGCAAUUCAAUUAAACAUUCAUGUUAUAACAUAAACCGAAAGUGUGUGAAUAAUUAAUCCAGGUUAAAGUCCAUGUAUCUAGUGCCAGAGGUUUCAAUCUUUUUUGAAGGGAAUCUACCCAAAAUUUCAUAGCAUCUGCAAUGGAUUUUUGAAGUGAUACAGAUGUUAUGACAGUUGAGUAGUUUCCCUUUAGAUAGCCUUCAGUGUGUAAUGAUUGAAAUUGGAAGGUAUGGUCAAAAGAAUGGUUUGUUUAAUCAUGUUAUGUAUGUCCUCUUUUCCUAGAAUGCCCCUCAGGCAGUCUUCAGUCUUUCAUUCCAAAGAAAUAUGGUGGGGUACACGCACAAAUCUCACUUAGAACACUUAAUUUCACCAUAAUUUCACCACUCUACAUUCGACUUCAUCUCUUAAACCUCACAGGCAAACAUCCACUGUAGUGUUAAUUUUCUCAAUUUGAUAUAUGAUAGAAUGCAGAUGGACAGGUGGUGACGGUGUAGCUUUUUGCAGCACACCAGAGCUCCACACAAAUUAUUCUACACAGUAAAUUGUUUGAUCUGUUUUGUAUUAUUAUAAAUAGUGCAUGUUUCUUGUUAUUAUUACUGCUGUUCCAGCCACAUUUUCCCUUUUCGCUAACUACAGCUAUAAUGGCUCCCGGGCCUCAGGACGCCAAGUUGAGCAUGACGGGGGAAGAGAAUUAGCGCCCCACAAUGCCUCGGAUGUGCUCCCCACUAAGGUAAAGCCAUUUGCCCCCAACCACGCCUGCACCUCGAUUAUACACUUCCCCAUGAUUCUAGCACAGCUGCUUGGAGAAGCUCAGAUCAGGCCAACAUCAGUUUAUACUGACAAUACAGUCAACACAAAGGGAGUGGCACUUGUUUUCUGUUAUGUGGUUGGAUCAGUGCCUACUGAGGGGGAAUUGCUUUGUUUUUUUAACAGCCUGGAGUUGUAGAAUAACCUCUUUCAGCUUCCCAAAAUGCUCAUGGUUUGGUAUUUGGACAAAAAAAAAAACUUUUCUACUUCGAUUAUUCAUAUUUAUACUGACUCUUUUGGCCCCAAAUUCUCAUGCUAAAAGGUUUUAGUGACUUUGAGGUUUAUUUUCUCGCAGUAUGCUUUCAAAAUGAGCUGGAAAUGAAUUUCCAAGCAUUUUUUCUAACAAUUAAGAGGGAAGAAUGGUUUACAUUUGCCUUGGCUUGUUCUCUGGCAUUUAGUCUUUUUGAAGCACUUCCAGUUGGCGAGAUGAGGCGCUCCAACUAUGCUUUGAGUACUUAAGAAGGGUGCAGAGAUGACCAAAAGUAGGGCAAUGGUCUUGUAGGUGAGUAACUAAUGCGUCCAGCUCACAUCCACCUCAACUUUAUGCCUACUGCCACCAUUUCAGCCUCACAAGAUCAUAGAUCCCAGUGCAACACUCUGAUUUCAGUUUUAACUCUGAAAGAAGGGUUCAUCUGUUUUCCUGCCAAAUUUAGACUUCUGACUAUUAUAGGGAUUUAUUUUUCAAUUCUCUCAGCGUAGGAAUUGAGCAUGCUUUUGUAUGUCCAUAAGCAAGAAGUAACAAAUGUUUUUCAGUUUAACCUAGGGACAGUCUGCUAUGAAUGUCAGAAAAAAGAAUUGGUGAGUGUUUGUUAAAGGUAAGCCUAUUCAGUCACUCCAAACAUUACUUAAAACACAUUCCUGUUUGUGAUUGGCAUUAUUUUUUUAAUAUCACAAGUUUGUUAAUUCAUCUAAUCUUCAAAAAGGCUUUAACCUCAAAUCUCAUUUAAAUUUUAGAAUUGAACACUCUACAAUUGUGCAUAUUGAUUUUCAGUCAACCUUCCAAUGACCUACAGCUUCAUCUCCGAUUUAGAAAUGCUUUGAAAAGCUGAACAGUGGAGAAUUACAUGUAGAUAAACUAUGAUUGUAGAUUAUCAAGAACUGAAAAACUCAGUGAUUCAGGGAUGUUCGAGUAUCAUUGAUCUUUUUUUCUAGGUCUGAAUGGGCAACUUUCAUUGUGGUGUAUGUAAUUGUCAGUGUCAGAGGGAUCUUAAUCCUAAUGUUUUUUAUUUGCAAACUGGCUUUAGUGCCAUGAUAUUUGUAUUUUCUUCUUGUAAAGUUCAAUAAAUGAUGCUUAAAUCAUA
Molecule: messenger RNA, 5179 nt
Organism: Sinocyclocheilus rhinocerous
Lineage: Eukaryota; Metazoa; Chordata; Actinopteri; Cypriniformes; Cyprinidae
Gene: rbm14a
Product: RNA binding motif protein 14a
Exons: 4
Coding region: 103-1581 (492 amino acids)
Cellular component (GO): nucleus
Molecular function (GO): zinc ion binding; mRNA binding
Source: RefSeq, a predicted model, not a curated record